Exaiptasia diaphana is the source of this 1324-nucleotide messenger RNA. Its product is annotated as mitochondrial fission regulator 2. The record is from RefSeq and is a predicted model, not a curated record. Lineage: Eukaryota; Metazoa; Cnidaria; Anthozoa; Actiniaria; Aiptasiidae. Gene Ontology annotation, biological process: mitochondrial fission; aerobic respiration. Gene Ontology annotation, cellular component: mitochondrion. Bases 93 to 1241 code for a protein of 382 amino acids. The transcript has 8 exons.
CAGUUUGUUUUAGAAGGUCGGACAUCGAAGAUGAACUUUUAAUUUUUUCUUGUUUUUAGGCUUUUAUUUCAUAAAUCGUUCGUAAUUAUAGUAUGGAUAUUUUAAAGGAUAUUGUUUCAUUGGUCUUAGAGAGCUAUUUUGGCUGGAGUGAAUAUGAAAUCGCGGAACUUUGGCGUGCUUAUCCUGGACGAAGAAGAAGUAUUGUUCGGCAGAUUGGAAGCUCACUACCAGAUAUUUUACCAAAGAUUUUUACAAAGCGGAGUAUUGUGCGAGAAAUCGGUAGCCGUUUGCCCCUUCCUCCAGUAAAGAGACCUUGCUUCAAGAUUGGUCCAAAUGUGUAUUGCAACCCCGACGCCACUAAUUUACAGGACGGAGAAGUAAACUGGAUUUUUGGGCCUGAAUAUUUCGAAGAUUCCUUCAGUUGUGUUGGUUCAGAGGGAGAUGCUUCUGAUCAACUAUCUUUAUGUGAAGACUUUGAUGAUGUUGAUAAUUGUGUCCAAAAACAAACAGACAUUUUAAGUAAUUUGCCUCCAAUCACAUCUGAAUCAGUAAUAGACAAUAAUAUGGCAAUGAAGAAAAUAUCAGCGUUGGAAGAAGAACUAAAUAGACUAAGAGCUCAAAUAGCAUCAAUUGUUGUGCACCCACCAUCUACUCCAUCAAUCAAACCAAAUGCAGUACMCCUGACCUCAACACCAUGCACUCCUGAAGWGCAUCCUUCACGUCCAUGUAUGUUUGCACCACCUCCUCCUCCACCACCACCACCACCACCACCUCCACUGUGCUUGACUCCUGUUAAGUCUGCUCAGGAUGUCAUCAAAGAGCAUACAUACACGAGACAUAAUGCUAACAGAGCACAAAGAAAGACAUUAGGAAUUCCAGCUGAUAAACCAUCAAAUGUGCCAUGUUUGUCUGAUGUUCUGAAGGGGCUUGGCUCUGUUAAACUCAAGUCAAUUGAAAGAUCUCCUGGAGGAACUCCCAUAAGAAGUAAACCCCUUGAAACAGAAGGUUCAGAUCCUUCGUCCAUCAUUGCUAAAGCACUGAAGAAAAAGUUUGCUCAGAGACGAAAAUUAAGAGAUGCUGAUUCACCAAGUUUAGACAAAGAAAAUGAGUCAUCUUUCUCUCCUUCACCUGCAAAAAGUCCUAGGACCCCAAAGUUUGGACCACAUUUGGGAAGGAUGUCAGGAUCUGAUCUCAACGACAGAGUCUUACAGACAAGUCCCUUAAUUAACAUGAGAAUUUGAUGUAACUGUAUCUUUAGAAAAUUUUAUUGAAUUCUGUACAGUUCUUUAAGAAUCAUUUUUUGUUUAUAUUUCAUACUGUAAUA